Molecule: messenger RNA, 6107 nt
Organism: Ctenocephalides felis (cat flea)
Lineage: Eukaryota; Metazoa; Arthropoda; Insecta; Siphonaptera; Pulicidae
Gene: Nup205
Product: nuclear pore complex protein Nup205
Exons: 11
Coding region: 145-5964 (1939 amino acids)
Biological process (GO): nuclear pore organization
Cellular component (GO): nuclear pore inner ring; nuclear pore
Molecular function (GO): structural constituent of nuclear pore
Source: RefSeq, a predicted model, not a curated record
UUACUAAUGUGGUUACUUCAUUUGAAAUGUUUUGUAUGCUUCUGAGAUUUCUGACCGUUGUUUAGGUUAUGGAGGCAAAAAUUUCAUUCUCAGUGCAUUAUUUGAUGUAAUAUUAAAUAUUUAUUAACCCUUGUUUAAUUGUAUAUGUUAAAAAUGUCUGAAGCUGUGAACGAUGAUAUGUGGACAUCCCACAAAGAGCUUUGUUCAAUUAUUGAACAACACUUAACAAAUUUUACUGAAGGGCCUAAUACCGAGCUUGAAACUAUCUUGAGGAAGCACAGACAACAGUUUGUUUCAUUACUAGAUAAUCCUCCCAAGUCAGCAGCCUGCAGAGAUGAAUUGUGUGCCGCUGUCACCACAGGAAUUAUAUUACCUGGAGUGGGUCAUACAAUAUUAUCAAAAGAACUUAUUGAUGAAGCUAUUAUUAUAUCAGAUAUGUAUGAUCUCAAUGAAUACAUAUCAUUGCAAUUGUUAUGUACAGCACAGCGACAAAUGCCAUAUCAUCCUGGUUUACCACGAGGUUUGGUAGCAAUUCUUCUAUACUAUGAUGGACGCAAGGCGAUUGUUUCUGCUCUCCGAAUCUUAGUUCAAUCGAGGAAAGGUGUUUCCUGGUGUACUCAGUGUCCAGACACUCUUACAGAAACAGUAACAAUCUAUACUGAUCAAUUAGUAAACUCUGGACUAUUAAAUAAAAUAAUUAAUUUAUUAACUAGUCUCGAUAUUUCAAAAGAACUUGAGCUAUUACAAAAAAAUAGAGGAAUAGGGCCUCCAAAACAUCAUAAACAAAUUCUGGAUUUGUUUGAAGAUACCAGAGUCAAUUUAGCUGGCAUUUUAUAUAGUUGGUCUGCACAAACUGGAUUGCCUAAAGAAACAACUUUAGAAUUAAUCAACUAUCUUAAAAAUGUCAAAAUAGAAGAGACGAGUUCUUUGGAUGAUGUUACUUUGAAUUUAAUGAUGGCUUUAUUAUAUGCCCUGGAUUUAAGUGUUUUGCAUAACAGAGAGGAUGGAGAAGAAUUAGUUGAAUCAUUGCCUAUUGUUUCUGAAAGUGGCUUUAUAGCUGAUAUCUUAGAAAAUCUUCUCAAUACAAAAUGGGAAUGUGAAGGAUUACGAGCUUUAGCCUUAUAUUCUUUUGGUUUGGCAUUAUCUGCUUUACGCUUAUCUCCAAACUCAUUGCAUCCCCCUGGACUCUUAGAUCAAGAUGAUCAAUUAAUAAGUACAUCAAUAGAAAUGAAAGUAUUUGAUUUCAUGCAUAAUAUACUUUUAGAAAAUAAAUCAAUCUAUAAACAAGAAUUUUUCUAUAGAAGAAUGCAUAACUUACUAACUGACUUUAUUGAAUUGAAGUAUUCUAAAAUAAUGGAGUUAAGAGCAAAGGCUGAUGAAACUUCUAGAACUAUUGAUAUGUACACCCAAGAAGGAUUAGAACCUCCGCAGCAUUUAUCCUAUGAUUUUGAAAUGUUUUUGUUGUCUAUUGCAAAAUUGUACAAAGAUAAUUCUUUGGGAUUAGAUUUGUGUGUUGAGUAUUGGGGUCCAUUAGAUAAUACAAUGAAUUACAGUGCAAGGAUUAAUGGACACACUGUUGCACUUUUCAAAUUUGUUCGAUUAGCUGGUGAUUUGAUCCCAAGCAGUUUGCUUCAAUCAUAUUUAGAUAUGAUAACAUCUUUAGCAAAUUGUCCAGUGGCUGCAAGACAAGCAUUUAAUUUGCUCAAAAUGAAUAAUCAAGGUAGCGGAAUGUCUGUUUCUUGGGACCAUUUUUUCAGCUCAUUGCAUCGUUAUUAUAGCAAUUUACGUCAAAUACAAGUGCCUCGUUCUGAUAUGGCAUAUAUGCAGCGAUCCGGUCGUUUGAUUAGUGGUAUUCAGCCUCGUGAAAUCACAGCCUUAAUGUCUGUUUUGAAAUUGAUGCAAAAUGUUGCUAAACAUGAUGAUAUGGCUCGAACUGCACUCUGCGAACAUCCAGCUUGGUCACCUAUGCAAAUUUUGUUAGGACUAGUAACUUGCUCCGUUCCUGUUUAUUUCAAAGCUGAAUUAUUACGUACUUUAGCUUAUUUAGGAAAAUCACCACAGACUUCUGUACAACUUUGGGGUCACAUAGAAAAUGCUCAAAUUCUGACAACAAUUCAAUCAACAUCCAGCUAUAAGCCUCGUGGUAUUCAAACUGAGCUAGAUGAGAUUGAAUCACGUGAUGAACAAUACCCUUUAACAAGAGCUUUUCUUCAUCUUCUUCUGAUAAUCUCUGGGAGCGGCAUUCCCAAGAAUUUAGGUGCAGGAACCAGAAUUCCAGGAUUUGACCCAUAUUUGAGCUUUAUUGUUGAGUCAGUGUUUUUGAAGUUUAAUUCUAGACCUUAUAAGGUUCCUGAAGAGAAAUGGCAGAUUGCUGAAGAAUGCAUGAUGCUUUUAGAAAGAUAUCUUGAUCAAUAUGAGCCACAAGCAGAAGAUUUUCCAAUAUCAGGAAAACCACAAACAUCUAAUCCACCACCAGGUUUUCACAUUAUGAUUCAAAUGAAUACAAAGUCUGAGUUUUUACGAAUCCUGUUAUAUAUAUUAGAUGAAUCAUGUCAAAUUUUGGAUGCUUAUCAUCCUUUUCCGGGAAAAACACAUUUGGAGAACACUGUACUUAGUUGUUUAAAUUUAAUUAAUAGAACUCUGGAUUUACAAGCAAGUUUCUUUGCUUUAUUAUCAUCUACUGGUAGCUCAUUGCUAUUGACUCAUGCCAGUAAAUUACUGCUUGAUAUUAAUCCUAGAACCGGAAAACCUGAUCAUAUGUUGAAUAUUGCUAAAUACACUACAUACAAUUGGUUACCAAAACAUUCAUAUUCUGCUGUGAAGAUUUUACUAUGGAUUACUACAGUGCCUUCUUCCAAUAUGCAAUUAUUAAGUGUUUUCACUCAAUCUCCCAGUAUUAAAACAGAUAUACGUCACGGUUUUGUGGAGUGUUUAGAAAAUGAUGAUUAUACAGGUGAAGAUGAUGCAGAUUCUGCAAUCAUCAAUGAUACUAAGGAAGCUAUUUUGAAAUUGUUGCAACAAUGUCUGAAUCAUGCACCACCAAAUUUAGCUCAUUAUUUGCUUGGUUUUGAUAUAUCAAAGAAUAUAGAAAAAACAUCUUUUCAACAAGCUGGUAUGUUAGGUUUUCCUAGAACUUGUUUGCAUUCACUUAUAUUUUUAUUAGACUCCGGAAUUGAUAAAAGCAAAUGCAAUCGCCCUACUGGAAGUUUAUUGAAAGCAGCUUAUCAAAUGCUGUACAUGCUCUGUGCAAACUUGAAAACAUCAGAACCAGUCUUAAGAUUUUUAAGAUCUUGUAGUGACUUUUUAAGCCGACAUUUGUCAGCAUUACCUUUCGAGGACAAUGAUGUUUCAGCAGCUUUAAAUCAGAUGUCAUGGCUAAUGAAAACUGCUGCAAUUGAAUUGAAAAUUACUGCCAAGAAUCAUCAUAGUUCACAGUUUGCAAAUAUUUCAAAGGUUUUGCUUGGACUAUCAACAGAAGCAAAUAAGGAGGCACAAAAUACUCCGUUGACAGAAUUAAGUCACUAUUGCACUUUUAAUCAGUCAGUUACUCCUAACGAUAAAACGCAACAUUUAUUAACUGACCUAUUGAAUCAUCUAAAUUUUAAUUUGUCUGAAUUACAUUCACCACAAUGGGAAUUCUUUGAUAUAUCAAUGCUUGAAGUAAUUUUUAAAAAUUGUUCUGUGUCUAUGCCAGGGUCUCCAAAACUAGUUAAUAUCAAAUUGUUACACAGAACUUUGAUGAAUGAGUUAUCAACUAUACAAAGCACAACAGUUAUAGGACAAAGGCAGUUAAUUAUUCAAGAAAUCGAGCAAGUAUUAAAAUAUGCCAUACAGUACAAUAAUCACAAACUUUUAUGUGCUGCAACUGUGAAUUACAUGGAUUCUUGGCGACAAAUGACAGAAAUUGUAUUUUCUGUUGCUCCUCCUGAUGCUCUGAAUAAUGAUGUCAGGCAGGUCCUUUUAUUGGAGAUUGCACAAAUUAUAUUGAAAAAAUCUGUUAAAGGCUCAGUUUUGAAAGACCUCUCAAAUGUAUCGUCAACCUGUUUGUUGAUGCUCUUGAUAAAUUUAAGGCAUUGUUAUAUUUUAAAACAUAAGCAAAAAAUUUUGAGAAAAGAUUUUGAAUCAUCAGUUGCUACUGAUACAAAUAUCACUACAAAUACUUUGAGUAUAAAAUAUAUUUUAGAACACAUACUUCAGUGGAUGACUGUGUCUGGAAUAGAUUUACAAAAGUUAAGAAUUAACUUAUAUGGUGCAUUCUUAAAUGUUAUUCAUUUGAUAAAGUCACAGCAUGCUAAUAGUAAAAUUGAUGUGGAAACCCACGACACUGGUUAUGUUGGAAGAUUGGAUAGUUCUAGAGUGGACAUAGUAUCAUCUGAAGAAUCAACAUUAAAAGAAAUGGCAGUAAACGUUAUCUCAAACAAUGGAGAUCGUUUUAUAAAUAUUUUAUGUCAUGAUUUAACAAAUGGUCAUGAUAUAAGCAGAAUGCUAGCUUUAUGUUGCCUAAACACAUUGAUCGAUCUCAAUGCUCACUCAAUGUGUAUAUCAUAUUUAUCGAGAAAAGGCUACUUAAAACAUAUGAUUGAUAGUUUAAUUGAAAGUGAUAAUGAUUUGAUCCAAACACUACAAAUUAAACCUACUAAUAUGAAGCCUUUAUAUUUGUAUGAAUCAAAAAUGGCUUUAUUGGGAAGAAUCGCGUCAACACACAUUGGUGCUGAACUUUUACUAGAGCAGAACGCCUUAGCUUGUCUUUCUACUAUGAGAAUAUUUGAUUUAAGACCUGAACCACAAACACUUAGCAAUAAUGAGUCUGCAGCAUCUUUUAUACCUUCCUUAUCACAUAGGUUUCAGCAAAUUUUGUUUCCAGCUCUGAAUUUGUGCAACACAAUAUUAACUACUUUAAAUACUGAUAAUAAUUCAGUAAUAUUGCAAGUGCACAAUUUUAUAUUCAGUCACUUUGAUACUGUUGAAAUCAUUUUGCGUGCAGGAAAUCCAUUUAUGGAACUAGGAUACUUGAACGAACUUGCUCACCUCACAAGUGUUAUAGCUCGAAGUGCCAAUUUAGAAAUAAAACAAGCAAGUCAGGAACAAUCUGUUCAAUUAUUCCGAUUGCAGCGAAUUAUGCUAACACUUUUGCCAAGAUUUGUUCUGUCUGAUGCUUUGAUGAGAAACAUGCCUCCGAACAAGAAAGUUGUAGAUGUAUAUAAUUCCAUUAUCGAAGAGAAAAAUAACGAAAUUAAAGCAAACAGAUUAAUAAAAAUCGUUGAAAUAGCAUGCAAUCUAUGUUUGUAUUCUAGGAAUGUGAUAGCAAAUAACAGUGUAGAUCACCAUUCGGUUGGUGUAUUGUUUUUACCUUGUCUCUAUGAUAAUAUUUCUUCGGGUUCAGAAAAGUCAGGAGGCUAUGGAAACUUGGAGCAAGGUCCAAAUAUUGGAAUUCUGAUCAAGCAAUUGUCAUACAGUAUUCAAUAUUUUUUAAAAGAACAGAAUGCUUUGAAAUAUCUUAUGAAACAGUUGAAGAAUGUUCCAGAUAUGAGUACUGCAGAAUUAUCUGAAUAUUUACCUGAUCGUUCAGAAAUGGUAGCUGUAGCACAAGGGCGGGAGAUAGCUUUGGAAGUAUUGACCACCCAGGUGACAUUGAAGCAGCAAGAAUUAUCUCAAAUUACAUUUUUAAUAGAGAAUUGUCUCUACUUAAUAUGGGCUCAUUUGGACUACUACAUGUUGAGAUCAAUUCCCAAUAAUUAUCCAACUUUUAUAAACAACACAAUACCAUCCGCAGGUGAAGUAUCAUGGAAUAUUACAAAUAAAGAAGUCAGUCAACUCAGCCAAGGUUUAGUGGGAGUUUUGAAUGAAAAAUUUUGCAAAGAUUUGCUAACGACAACACAGGAUCUUCCUCCUGCUGAUAUUUGCUUUAUAGAAAGCUUAUUACGAAGAAUAAAGCGUUUGAUACAGUUUGUUCCGGUGAAAUAGUAAGCAGCCAUAAACGUUUUAAUACAUAAAAUACUUAAUGAUAAGUGUUCAAUAGUUUUAGACAUAUAAAAUUGUGUUUUAAAAUUUUGUAAAAAUAUAUUUUCUUAGAAUUUUUAAAAUAGCUUUGUGCAAGUGUUAUUAUG